GUAAUCGAUAGAGCAGAAGCGGCUGCAUCCCAGUCCGUGCGCUGCCAGAUGGCAUCCAGUCAUCCCCCGACUCCUCCAGACACCCCACCUACCCUCCCUCUAUACACUAAGGUGGCAAAUGUAUCUCCAAAGGUGGUCAACACAUCUCCGACACAAACGGUACCCAAACAGCCCAGCUUCCCGAGAGAAGCUAUACCUCCAAAGCCGCUCGACAUGCCUAUCACACCCAUGGGCUCCAUGAAUGGCCCCUCUUCGAAGAAACACUCUAACCUGCCCGGCCCCAUCUUGGCAUCACCGCUACCACCAAAAUCGGAGCCGCCAAAUCGGACUCUCAUCCGUCAAGACACUAUCUUUGUCUAUCCCAGGAAAGGAAUCGAGCUCAUAUUGUGCCUGGCAGAUCGUCAGGAGGAGAUAUGUGUCAGCUCGCACGGAAAGAGGCUAUCGAUCAGGAGCCUCAAAGAGGGUGCGGCGACAGCUCCCAAGCAGAUUAUUUUAGAGCACAGCAGCAAAUGGGGAAAGGGCGAAAGAAGGGAAUGGGAAAGGGUGCGGAAACUGGUCGAGGUCUACAAACGCCAGACUCCCCAGGCCAAGUUGUAUCACGCCCUGGGCAACAUCACCGUCACCUGCUCCUCCCCUCCAGACAUCAUCCUAUCAUUCCAGUUGACUCCUCUGCGAACGCCCGCCUCCAGAGCUGCGGUGGCAGAUGCCCGGGUGCGCGUGACAUACUCGCGUAUCGCACGCGAGUUGAGGGUUGAUACAUCCUCUAUCAAGCCAUCAAAGACCGGACAAGGCACCAAGGGGAGCUAUGAAAAGCUGAGGACCAAGAGGAUUCUCUCGUUGCGAUCCGAUGGGACUGUUGAUAGCAUGGAAAAGAAAGGCAGUACGAAAGACUGGCGGCCAGAGGAGAUGGAAGGUCUCAAGAGGCUCUGGAAUAGCAUGGAAGCCUGGAACAGAUGGGAAGGAGCGGGCAGUGGACCUGGUUAAUGCAUCCCAGAUGCAUCCAAAUGUCAG
This is a messenger RNA of Cryptococcus amylolentus CBS 6039, 1011 nucleotides long. RefSeq lists its product as hypothetical. The record is from RefSeq and is a predicted model, not a curated record. The transcript is spliced from 2 exons. NCBI's taxonomy places the organism in Eukaryota, Fungi, Basidiomycota, Tremellomycetes, Tremellales, Cryptococcaceae. The coding region runs from base 49 to 984 and encodes 311 amino acids.